Neltuma alba is the source of this 420-nucleotide messenger RNA. Its product is annotated as transcription factor bHLH146-like. The transcript has a single exon. NCBI's taxonomy places the organism in Eukaryota, Viridiplantae, Streptophyta, Magnoliopsida, Fabales, Fabaceae. The record is from RefSeq and is a predicted model, not a curated record. Bases 1 to 420 code for a protein of 139 amino acids.
AUGGAGGGGAAGCUUAGUACAAAGCGACGACGUAUUUACUCUGUGGAACCCAGCAAAAUAGCACAGGCUGAGUUUGCGAGAAUCUACUUGAGCCAUUUGGUUCCCGCUUUGGUGAAGCUAAAGCAGAACCAGACGCAGAAGAAGAAGAAGAAGAUUACAGAAGAAGAUGAUGAUGAUCAGAAGAACAGUUGUGAGAAUGUUGUGAAGCAUGAAGUGGGUAUGGCUAUGGUGUGGUCAGCCCCACCAGGCUUCGCAUGGACCAAAGCCCUAAAGGCCAAGUUUCAAACAGAUCACACCAAUGCAGCCAUCAUCAACGACCACCACCAUCCAUAUUUCUCUGCUGCAAACUCUACAACUACUGUUUCUUCCAAAUCAUCCUGUGUUCAUAAAGAAGAAGAAGAAGAAGGGUUAAGAGACUGA